GCUCCCAAUCCUGGAUUCAUUUCGCCGAGGUGCAACUUUUUUUUCUUAUUCUUUUUUAAUUCCAGACCGAAAUUUGAAAGUUUUUGCAACUUUUACCCUCAAUAUUCGUGCCGCCGUUGAUGUCUUUGUGGCCGUUUGGCGCUGCGCCCUGCGUAUCGUGGACUGAUGUUUCCACACAUGGAGACUUGUAGAAUGACUCUUUUCUAGAAUUACCAGACCAGGACGAGCUGAUCGGUGUGAUGAAGGACCGGCUGGCAGAGCUGACUGCUGGUAAUGUACAAGCAGAGGAGGAUGUUGUAGUGGCAGUGGACAGAGAUGGCUUCAUGGAGAGUUUCUUCAGGAGGGUGGAAGAAGUCAGGGGACUCAUUGAUAAAAUCUCCUACCAAGUGAACGAGGUGAAGAAGAUCCACAGUAUGAUCCUGUCUGCGCCCAAUACAGACGACAGAACAAAAGAUCAACUGCGCUCGCUGACAAACGAUAUCAAAGGCAACGUCAAUGUUGUGCGAACCAAGUUAAAAACCAUGGAGCAGAGCAUGCCCAAAGAUGACGCUGCCAACAGGUCCUCUGUGGACUUCAGGAUACAGAAAACACAGCACACCGUGUUGUCCAGGAAGCUCGUGGAGGUCAUGACCCAGUACAACGAGACGCAAGUGUUCUUUCGAGAAAGGAGCAAAGGAAGGAUCCAGAGACAGCUGGAGAUUACUGGAAGAGUCACCACCAAUGAAGAACUAGAGGACAUGCUAGAAAGUGGAAACCCUUCCAUCUUCACAUCCGACAUCAUUUCCGAUUCCCAGAUCACGCGUCAGGCCUUAAAUGAGAUCGAGUCACGGCACCAGGACAUCAUUCGCUUGGAGACGAGCAUCAGAGAGCUCCAUGCAAUGUUCAUGGACAUGGCGAUGCUAGUUGAAACACAGGGGGAGAUGGUGGACAACAUUGAGAAGAAUGUCUCUAAUGCAGCUGAAUACAUCUGUCGAGCCAAGGAAGAGACCAAAAAAGCAGUGAGGUACCAGAAGAAGUCCCGCCGGAAAUACAUUAUCAUUGCCUUUGCUCUGCUCAUCCUGCUCGCUGUCAUUGCACUGAUUGUUGGCCUGUCUGUUGGACUAACCAAACCCCCCGUAUGAGACCCUCUCUGAGAAACUUCUGCUCUUUGCCAUGUGUGGAGGUCUUCUGCUUUUACUCAUCAUAAUAGUCGGAGUGUUUGAGUAAUGGAUUUCAUGGUUCACAACCUCAGCGCCGCCAGCUACUCUUGCUGUGAUGAAGCUUCUACCAGCUUUACAAAAAGGCCGCUCCUCUCUAUUCUUCUGCGUUACACAGGGGGAUGUCUUGAAUAGAUGUGCGAUGCACUUUGCACAAGUAACUUCAGCCCUCAUGGCUCAAUGUUCUGUGCAGCAAGCUGAAGAGGCCGGACUCACAGCAGAUUUUUAUACCCACGUAUACUGCAUUGCUACCACUUUUUUUUUUCUACUUUGGACUUCAUCUUCUUCUGAUGAAUUCAAAGGAAUAGUUUGACAUUUUUUUGGGAAUGUAUUUGCUUUCUUUGUGAGAUUUAGAAGAGAAGUCUGCAUGCUGUGGGCAGUUUUUACCGCUCACUGUUGCCAGGCAUUUAGCACAGAAAACGAGAGGAUCCGAGCUUUCGAACGUAACACAGAAACAAGGUAAACAAGUGUUGUUGUUGUUUUUGUUCAAAGUCAAACUAUUACAUUAAUAGUAAAGAAAUGGGGCAGUAAGUAUAUAUUUUUGUUUACAUUUUCAAGUGUAUGCUCCAUGUAAGCUUCACAUUUUUGAUUAUUUUGUGAAAUUCAUGAGAACUGAAUGUAAAAGUACAACAGCUCAGGAGUUCUUUAUAAGCAGAAACACACACUCACAUGAAUGUGUUUUUAUGUAUCAGUGAAGUUUUUUUGUACUAGUUUCAGUAAGUAAAAAUGUUUUCCCUCUCAAAUAGAGUUUCCCAUUUAGCAAUCCUAAAAGUGUCUCUUUAUAAUUUAAUAUGUUUGCUUACCUUAUUAUAUUUGUAAAGGCUGUUAUAUUUAUUUAUUACAACCAUUGUGUGUGAUGACUGAAAUACAAGUAGUGAAAAAAGUCAUGCAGUCUUGUAGGACUCUUGGAUGACUGUUUCAAGAGCACACAGUCCAGUUUAGUCUUGUUUGUGAUUUAUGCCUUCUGUAU
Molecule: messenger RNA, 2166 nt
Organism: Salarias fasciatus (jewelled blenny)
Lineage: Eukaryota; Metazoa; Chordata; Actinopteri; Blenniiformes; Blenniidae
Gene: stx2b
Product: syntaxin 2b
Exons: 11
Coding region: 240-1121 (293 amino acids)
Biological process (GO): exocytosis; intracellular protein transport; synaptic vesicle fusion to presynaptic active zone membrane
Cellular component (GO): plasma membrane; endomembrane system; presynaptic active zone membrane
Molecular function (GO): SNARE binding; SNAP receptor activity
Source: RefSeq, a predicted model, not a curated record